GCCCUAACAGCGUGAGAGUUGAAGAGAGCGAGUCUUCCUUCGCCGCCGCGGUCGCCGCCGCCUGUGGAUUGGAACUUCCACGCUCGCGGGAUUCGAAACGUCACAAUGGCUCAGAACGUUCAGAAUGUAACACUUUCUCUCACGCUGCCCAUCACUUGCCACAUUUGCCUGGGAAAGGUAACGGCACCUUGCGCUCGAGAUGCAACCGCCCCCCACCCCACCCCCAAAAGGGACACUUUUAAGCGUGCGUGGUCCUCGGGAGAAAGCCAUGCCUUGCGAGGGAGGAGAGCGAGAAUGGAUUCCAAGGAAGAUUUCCUCUUUCUUUCCCCCCAAAAAGCUGUCGCGUUUCCCUCUGACACGUAGCCGAUUGUUCCCCGGUUCCCAGAUUUGUCCCUGCAGUUCACCGGAACCUCGUGUGUGUGGCUGCUUUUAGAGCCAGGAGGAGGAAGGGAGGCCUUGGCUGGACCAUUGCCGUGUCGGAAAGAUUCGCUUCCGCUUUUCAAGACUUAUUGGGCUGUACAGUACUUAAAUGAGGACGCGUUCGCUUUUUGUAAAAUGAAGGGAAGCUCCUGUGAUGAAGGGUCGGCCGGGGGCGAAACGAAGACUUCCCCCCUUCCUCCUCAUUUGUUUCGGGGCUUUUAAAAAUUAUUAUUUUAGAGUGAUUGGAAAUUGCUUGGAUCAGAGUUGAUGCCUUGUCAGUGGUUCUGAGAGACGAGCUUUUCGAUCUGGGUUUCUGCAGGCUGAGAACCUGCUAGUAACAAGGCAGGCCAAAUAAUAUGGAGUAGAAGCCUAGGCCAGACAGACCCCCCCCCCCGUUUAAGGACAGCCCUGCUUGCUUCACUAAGCUCUCCACAACCAAUAAUCUUAUAGGAGUUCAGCUGGAGUUGAUUUGUUUGUUUCCUCUUGCUUUCUACCUUCGUUUAUGGCAUGUAUGCUGAGAAAAUGUUGACUAGCACUGCAAGAAAUGAUCCUGAGCUAUGAUUUCAGAUCUUAUUUACAACCACUCUGUGGUCUACUGUCUUCUUUUCCUCCCUCCCAAUCUGUUUGUUAUGAUGUUGUUUAGUCAUGUCCAAAUCUUCGUAACCCCAUGGACCAGAGCACGCCAGGCACUUCUGUCUUCCACUGCCUCCCGCAGUUUGGUCAAACUCAUGCUGGUAGCUUCGAGAACACUGUCCAACCAUCUCAUCCUCUGUCGUCCCCUUCUCCUUGUGCCCUCAAUCUUUCCCAACAUCAGGGUCUUUUCCAGGGAGUCUUCUCUUCUCAUGAGGUGGCCAAAGUAUUGGAGCCUCAGCUUCACGAUCUGUCCUUCCAGUGAGCACUCAGGGCUGAUUUCCUUAAGAAUGGAGAGGUUUGAUCUUCUUGCAGUCCAUGGGACUCUCAAGAGUCUCCUCCAGCACCAUAAUUCAAAAGCAUCAAUUCUUCGGCGAUCAGCCUUCUUUAUGGUCCAGCUCUCACUUCCACACAUCACUAUUGGGAAAACCAUGGCUUUAACUAUACGGACCUUUGUUGGCAAGGUGAUGUCUCUGCUUUUUAGGAUUCUGUCUAGGUUUGCCAUUGCCUUUCUCCCAAGGAGCAGGCGUCUUUUAAUUUCAUGACUGCUGUCACCAUCUGCAGUGAUCAUGGAGCCCAAGAAAGUAAAAUCUCUCACUGCCUCCAUUUCUUCCCCUUCUAUUUGCCAGGAGGUGAUGGGACCAGUGGCCAUGAUCUUCGUUUUUUUGAUGUUGAGCUUCAGACCAUAUUUUGCGCUCUCCUCUUUCACCCUCAUUAAAAGGUUCUUUAAUUUCUCCUCAGUUUCUGCCAUGUUUGUUAUGAUACUUAUGGGAAACUGUGUUCGCCGAAUAGACCUGCAACCCUGUUUUCAGCAGGCUCUGUAUACACAUUGAAAGUUUGUGGCCGUGAGUAUGAUGGAGCUUGUUGGAAAACUUUUUCCCUCUUUCAGAUCUGGUGGUGGCUUUUCUCAUGGAGAGAGGAGUGUCUUCUUCUUUGGCGAUCACUCGUAGCUGAGUAUGAUUGUCUUCCAUGAACACGAUCUUAAUGAUGUGUCCAUAAGUGACUGUGGAGGCCAAUUCUGGAUCCACACGUCCUUACACAGUGGGGACAUAGGUUUCUGGGUGGGAGUUGAUCACGGCGAGUGUUUGCCUUCCUCUUAGCACAUUUCUCCCUUUCGUCCUGAGUUCAGACAUCUUCAAAGUCCAUGACACCUUUGGCAAAGGCUGUUCUCCAAUUGGAGCACUCACAGGCCAGUGUUUCCCAGUGGUCAGUGCUUAUACUUGAUUUUUUUAGAUUUGCCUUGAGAGAGUCUUUAAACCUCUUUUGUUGACCACCAGCAUUAUGUUUUCCAUUUUUAAGUUUGGAAUAGAGUCGUUGCUUUGGAAGACGAUAAUCAGACAUCUGCACAACAUGACCAGCCCAACAAAGUUGAUGUUGGAAGAAUCAUUGCGUCAACACUGGUGAUCUUUGCUUCUUCCAGUACACUGACAUUAGUUUGCCUGUCUUCCCAAGUAAUAUGCAGGUUUUUCAGAGAUGCCGUUGAUGGAAACUUUCAAGGAGUUGGAGAUGGCAUUUAUAAGUGGUCCAUGUUCUGAUGGUGUUUCCUGCUUGGCAGGGGGUUGGACUCGAUAGCCCUUGUGGUCUCUUCCAACUCUAUGAUUCUAUGUUUCACAAGCAUACAGUAAGGUUGGUAGUGCAAUAGCUUUGUAAACAAGCAUUUUGCUUUCCCUGUGAACCUCUGCACUUCAAUCGGGAGAAAGCUGCACUCAUAGAGCUCAGGUGAUGCUGGAUUUUGGCAUCAUUGUUGGCCCUUGUGGAAAGAUAACUGCCCAGGUAGGAGAAGUGAUAGACACUUUCCAAUGUUACACCAUUGAGUUGGAUUUGUGGCACUGCAGAGGGGUUGUUUUGUGCUUGUUGGUGCAGCACCCUGGUUUUUUGGAUGUUGAGCGAUAGGCCAAACUUUUCAUAAGCUUCUGCGAAGAUGUUUAGGAUGGUUUGGAGGUCAUCCUCUGAGCGUGCGCAUACUACGUUGUCAUCAGCAUACUGAAGCUCUAUGAUGGAAGUUAUGGUAACCUUACUCUUUGCUUUCAGCCUACUCAAGUUAAAGAGCUUUCUAUCUGUUCGAUAUAUGGUUUCUACCCUGGUGGGGAAUUUCCCUUCAACAAUGUGUAGGAUCAUGGCAAUGAAAAUAAAUAAUAAAUAGAGUUGGGGCGAUAACACAUCCCUGUUUAACACCUGAUCCCACUGUGAAUGGUUCACUUUGAGAGCCAUUGUUAUCUGCAAUUGUUGCUGUCAUACUAUCACAGAGGUGCCGAAGAAUGUUCACAAAUUUAUCUGGCCAGCCAAUUUUCAGAAGAACAGUCCACAGGAUAUUACGAUUUACAGUGUCGAAGCCCUUAGUGAGGUCAAUAAACACCAUAUACAGGGGUUGGUUUUGCUCUCUGCAUGUUUCUUGAAGCUGUUGAGCCGUGAAAAUCAUGUCUACUGUCCCCCUAGAAGGUUGAAAACCAUUUUGGGAUUCAGGAAGGGUAGCCUUGGAUAUAGUUAGGAGAUGGUUUGCUAAGAUCCUUGCAAGAAUUUUGCAGGUCACAGCUAAUAAAGAGAUGCCUUCAUAGUUUCUGCUAUCCGUUCUAUCACCUUUUUAAAAAAGGUUGAUAAUUUUGGCAACCCUAAAGUCUGCUGGGAUCUCCUCUCCCAGAUUUUUUCGAUGAGCUUGUGAAGUUGUUGUGUAAGUUCAGUUCCACCGACUUUGAAGACUUCGGCAAGUAUCCCAUCAGUUCUACUGGCUUUGUUGAUUUUCAUUUGAUUAAUAGCUGUGCACAACUCUCCCAGGUUUGGAGAUACUGCAAGCUCAUCUUCAAUUUGUUUUUGCAGGAUUUGUGAGAGGACCUUGGCCGCUACAGGGGUGUUGUAGUUAAGGAGAUGCUGGUAAUGUUCUUUCCAGUGCAAUGCAAUAGCUUCUUUAUGUUUUUCCUUUAAAAAAAAAAAUAAAACAGAAUGCUUUAUAAACAUGUUAAAAACUUAGAAACAUACCCAAAUAAAAACCAUACACCAAUAUGAGAACAUUCUGAUUUUUUUAAUUAGUGAUACAGAAACAUGAGUAGAGGUUGAGUCCUUAUGGACUAUAAAUCUUUUAUAAUGAUUAUUGUUUUUAGACAGAAAAGCCACCAUUAAAUAUUUUUCCCUGCUUUGGUAGAACCAAAAUAACCUCAGAAUAAACAAGUAGGCCCACUGAUAAAUUGGUCUUCAGUAAUCUGCUAAAGCUAUAGUGGAUUGAUCUGCUUGUAUUAAAAGCAAUGCAUUCUUAAUUAUGAAACUGCUGAAGUCUUCCAUUCGACAUUUGAAUGGUGUUGUCAGUUGUGUUUAUAUAUCUUCUAAACGUUGAGUCACUUUGAAACUCUAGGGGGAUCUAUUUGAUGGAUUGCUUGAACCUCUGACAUACCUUUGUUCACUGAGUCAAGGUAAGGAUCCAGACACUAGCCAGGCCUCAAACCAUACUGUGCCUUUAUUUGCUGUCUGCAGGCAUUUUCACCUGAAGCAGAGAGGACAUUAAGACUAGGACUUGGUAGAGCAUCCUUCACCAACCUGGUCCCUCCAGAUAUUUUGGGCUAAAACUCCCAUCAGCUCCAGGCAGGUUGGGACAGUAGGUUGAAACUGAACAUUCUCCUGCCCAUCAGAGAGAAGGUUUUUUGAAUGCCCUCUCCAGAGAAGUACACCUGUUUCAACUUAUUUUCCUGGACCAGAUGAAGACUUUCAUUGGUACAAGCUUCUGGACUGGCUGACCAUAAUUUGACUGGCUUUUAUUGAUGUAUAUUGUUGUAUUUUAAUUGUAGGCCACCUGGGAGCUUGAGGCCAAAGAGUGGCUUUCAGGUUGACCUGAUCAGCAUCCUUUGUUCUUCACUAGCUAGUGUUUUGCAAGCAGCAAAUGAUGCUUUGUUUGUGAAAUGGACUCCCAAGAAUCAAUAGGCAAAACUUGCCUGUGUGAUUUUUAUGUGCACCCCACCCCACAAGUUUGAAUCCUGUGUACCAGAGGUGACCAACCUUUGACCUUCCAGAUCUUGCUGGACUCCCAUCAUACCCAACUGGCAUGGCCACUGGUUAGAGAUAGUGGGGGUUGUGGUCUAGUGACUUCUGGAGACUGUGAGGUUCCCUAUAUCUUCUGUUUACAUGUUCUCCUGGCAUAGGUCUUUAUGUAGCCAAAAUGGCACCACCUCCGAGGUUAGCAGAAGUACCUGCAUUUUAAAAAAUGUAAUAGAGGGCAACCCCAGAAAAAGCCGAAUGAGAACUGAGCAUGCUCAGUGGACAGGAAAUGCCAAUUGCCUAGGUGAGGAAUAAAACAGAAAAUCAUGGGGGAGCAGGAGUGGAAUAGAGUAUCCUGCAAGAGGGCUGGAACAGAGUGUCCUUUGAGAGGGCACAACUGGCUAGCUGCUGCACUUAUCAGGAAAACAUCAAACAGCAGCUUUUGGUUGCUGGCCUCACCUUAAAACUCAUAUUUUCCGCAAAACCUUUGGACAGCUCCCUAGCCUCCCUAGCCCCGAUACCCUCCUUCUGAAACAAACUCUGUGUGUAAUUGAAACAAUGGCAUAUUCUGCUUAUUUUCCCCCCGUUUAGUGUUUCUCACCCCUUGGGAUGUGGGUGGCUCUGUAGUCUAAACCACUGAGCCUCUUGGGCUUGCCAAUCAGAAGGUCGGCGGUUCAAAUCCCGGCAAUGGGGUGAGCUCCCGUUGCUCUGUCUCAGCUCCUUCCAACCUAGCAAUUCAAAAGCACACUAGUGCAAGUAGAUAAAUACGUACCAUUGCGGUGGGAAGGUAAACAGCGUUUUUGUGAGCUCUAGUUUCCAUCAUGGGGUUCUGUUGCGCCAGAAGCUGGCCACAUGACCCAGAAAACUGUCUAUGGACCAAUGCCGGCUCCCUCGGCUUGAAAGCGAGAUGAGCGCCACAACACCAUAGUCACCUUUGACUGGACUUAACCAUCCAGAGGUCCUUUACUUUUACCUUUACUCCUUGGGUCAAUUUAUAAAUUGAAAGCCUCUUGUGGUAGGGCCCUACCCUCUCAUUAUGCCCAGGGCACUUUACAGAGAAACAAUAAUGCUCCAAUAUAAAAUAAGUAACAUUUGGAGGCUGGGGUUGCAACUGGCACGUGCGGUUAGAUUUUCUUGCUUGAGAAAGUGUAUUGAAUCUAAGAAGAAGUUGACCCAGACCAGAUAUGCGGCAGACUUCUCAAAACGGCGAUUCAUAAGAGCCCUUAGAGAAACCACAGCUGGUAGGUGCCAUCUUAGAAGAGGCACACUCUCUGUGAUGCACAAACAACACUACUGUGUGCCCUUGAAUGAUUUGUGCGUAGGACAAUCUAUCGUAUAAUGUGCUGCUUUGGGGGACUUUUGUCUUGGGUGAUGUGAAACUUCUGGUUGUGGUUGAAUCCGUAGCCUGUCACAGAGAAGUUGGAUGCUCAGAAGAGUCUCUGGCCCCUAUGGACGCACCGGACCAUAGGAUACACCGGACCAUAGGAGGAGCAGAAUAGGAGGAAAAAAAAUUCUCCCCCUCUCUGCUCAGCGCCCCUUCAGCGAAGCGGUAGGAGAAACGGAGCCCCUUCCAUUUCUCCUCCCGCUUCGCUGAAGGGGCGCUGCGCAGCUCUCCCUCUCUGCUGAAGCCGGGAGAGUCUUGCUCUCCCGGCUUCAGCAAAAGGAACCCGAAGCCUUUGGAGCGCAGCGUGAAUUCCCACUGCACUCCAAAGGCUUCAGGAGGCUAUCCCUGAAGCCUGGAGAGUGAGAGGGCUCGGUGCGCACCAACCCCUCUCGCUCUCCAGGCUUCAGCGUAAGCGAAAGCAACGCGAAGCCUCCAGAGCGCCUCCUUAAUUUUUGGAGGGGAAAAAGUAUGUCCUAUAGAGUGAAAAAUACGGUAUCCUGUAAAACAAGACAGUUGCAAACAAUGCAGUGGAGGAGAGAUUUAUACCUGACCUCCUGGCAGGUGCUGCAGCUUCCAGGAGGGAGAGAGGUGGCAACAAGUUUGGCCCAGUGCAAACACACCAGCUGAGCCAAUCUAGCCAUGUGUUUGCACUGUGAGACCCUCCUGUCUACCCCCCCCCCCCCCGUUCCCAGUAAGCAGUAGCCGUUCAGCUGUCAGGAGGACAGUUAAGCAUCUCUGCCAUGCCACCUGCUACUGGUCAUACAAAAGGUUGCUUACUUGUCUGAGGGGUUUUUUUGGCACCCAUUUCUCCACCUAGGCUUGUAGCAGUCCAAAGGCAUUCUAGACCAGGGUUUGCGAAACUUGGGGCUAUAGCUGUUCUUGGACUACAAUUCCCAUCAUCCCUAGCUAGCGGGACCGGUGGUCUGGGAUGAUGGGAAUUGUAGUCCAAAAACAGCUGGAGACCCAAGUUUGGGAAAUACUUUUUGAGACAAAGGCACUUGACAAGGGCAUGGAAAACCGCUGGUAUGGUCUGAGGAGAGUUCAGAGGGCAGAUAGAGAGCCCUAGAUGACUGUUUUUGGCCCCUGAGAUGCCCCACAUGAAUUGCAAGGCAUUGUAGAGGACUUAGGUUUGUUUGCCUAGGACAGAGCAGUAGACCACAAUGCUUGAGAAAUUAGGCUUUUUUUAUUUUAUCCUGUGUCUCAUAUCUCUGGAAGUAGAGCAGAGUUUAGAAGCACAAAUAUAUCAAAGGCUUUUGGGAGCAAAAGUAACAUUUGUUUUGGUCUCUAAAGAAGUUUUCGCAGUGGGCGAAGUAGCAUUAUGAAAUGCAGAAUUUCUCUGUUUAUAGUUGAUUAUUGAAUCCCAGGGUUGGACUCCAAGCAGAAUUUUAAAUUAAAGGGAGAUCUUAUUAGUAAUGCCUUUCAGAAACUUAUUUUUCUAAAACCGUUUGUGCUCCUUUAGGAAAAUAUAUAAGCAUCUUGUUAAGAUACAAAUGCUUAAAGCCCCAAUUCUCUGUGGCAUAGCAGCUCUUUACUUCUGCCUUCUGUACAAUAGAACAUAUUAUAUUGGAUGGUUAUCAGUGCUUAGAACAUCUCAGCAGGGUGGAGAAAACCUCUUGCCCUUCCCUGGUAGCUUCACUAAUUUUUGUCUGCAGGGAAAUGGUAAACUGGCGGAGUUUUUUGUGCUGCAGAUUCUUCAGCAAGUCUAAACUCCGUUUCGAGUUCACUUAUUAUUGCAUCCCUUGGGUCUUUUGUCCUGGGGUUCUGUGCAAAAGAAACACAGUGCAUAACUUGGGCGUUGGACAGUCUGGACUUCCUAUUUAUUUUCUAAAGUUUCUAGUUCUCAGUGUGGUGUAAAACCGGGAAGGCGGAAAUCCUGGAAACUUGGGUUACAUUGGGCCGCUGUGCCAGAAGCAGUCAGGGGCAAUCUUCUAGAAGUCUAGCAAGCAAUUUCUGUACUUUUUUGUUACUUUUUUCAAACAUUUUCACAAAAUCAAAUAAUUACAUUGUUUCAUAAAUUGACUUCCUACCCUCACCUCCCACAGUGUUUUUACUCAAACCCUUUCUACUGCAUUAUAUAUAUUUAUCUGUUACAGAAAGCUUCUCUAUGACAAUUAAUUUUUCCUUUUUCUUCUACUGCUUUUAUCUCACGAUUUCAUUUGAUGUGUGUGUGUGUGUGUGUGUGUAAAUAGUCCACAAAGAGCCUCCAUUCUUCUAUGAAAAGUUUAUCAUUUUGAUCUCUUAAUUUCCCUGUCAGCUUUGCCAUUUCUACAUAGUCCAUUACUUUCAAAAACUGCCACUCCUCUUCUUUCCAUUUCUGUGUAUAUAAUAUUCUAGCUGUUUGGACCUGAUAUAACUUUCACUUUUCAUCACUUUUCAAAUUUGCAAUACCGUCUUUCUAUCUUACAAUACCCAAGGUGGACUUCCGGGUCAGCGCCAUUGGUGAAUGGCGGAGUUCCUCCGACCGGAGGAACGGGCUCCGUGGAAACUGGGUCUUCCCGCCGCGGCGAAGGUGGGGACCCGCUAGAAAUCCCAGGCGGAGGAAGCCUGGGAACGUGGGGUUCGGCAGGGCACCAGAAGCGCCCCCCUACUCGCGGGGAAUCCCAUCAAGGGGCUCCGGAGCGAAGUGGGGUGAGAAGCGUGGUGCUACAAACUGACUGCUACUUUCACGGAGUGAAGCCGCACAGCCAUUGCCAGAGAGCGCUGACUUUUUCCUGUGGACAAUUGGACUUAAAACAAGUACCCGUGAGUAGAAACGGAAAAUUGGAUCAAGAAAUUGUUUAAUUUGGUAUCGAAGCGGGAAGGUGCAAACAGGAAGUCCGCCUUCCGCUUUUUUGUAUAUAGACUAAAGCAAAAAUUUUGCAAGCUAAAGCCGGGAAGCUGUAAAAAAAGGCUAAAUUUCCUUCAUUCAGAAAUACUGAAACCCCCCUUGGAAGCAGGAGAAAAGGGUGGGGGGGGCUCUGUUUAACCCUAGCAGGAGAGGGAGUGAAGAAGGAUAAGUUUCCACCGUCUCUAACCUGGGAACGGGGUGUCAGAGACAGAAACUGUUGGAGAGGUUCAUUGACUGUGAACGUAACACUUUGACAGAUAGCUAAUGAAGAGAAACAAGUUGAUUCUAAUGUUGCCUUUUGCAUUUUAAAGAAACAAAAUAUCUGAAAAACAUCUGAAAUAUCUGAAAAAUGAAAGUAACUUUCCUUUGUCUUAAAAAAAAAAAUGGAUACAAAUAGUUUGUCUCCUCUAGAGGGAGCCUGCUAAAUUGUUGCUGUAGUAUAUUUGAGACCCAACAUCUGUGAGAUUAAGACCGUGGGAACAGUCUUUUCUGACCUUGAACAAAGAUGAGCUGGGAGGAAGACUGGGUGCUUGCUUUACGCAAGACAAAUGCUUUGCUGGAACAGAUGCAUGAGAAGAUGGACUUGAUGAAUGAGAAAAUGGAUUUGACUGUUGUGGUUAAUAACUGUGGACAAACAGGGAACAUUGAUACAGAAAUCAUUCAGGAACCAACCUAUGAAUCUGUACUGACUGGGCAAGUGCAGAUGACAAUGGAGGAGGAUGCGGCUGCACCUCAAAUAGCACAAAUGGAGAGACCCGAGGCCCUACAGGAGCAUAAGCCGCUGUUAUUGAAGAUUGAAGUUGGAGUGGGCCAAGGGGAGUCUGGAGAUGAGGAGGUUCCUAGCUUUGGAGAGAUCUUGACAUUUGAUUUUAAAUACAUUUUGGAUUAUAACGAGGACUGUGGGGAGUGGGACUGUGGGGAAUGGGCGAGCUGGAUGAAGGAUGAUGGAGACAAUUUUGGGUUGGAAUCUCCCAGAGACCUACUCCUCAAUGAGAAACGAAAGAAACUAAGACAGAGACCAACAAAAGACAAGGAAAAGGGCAAGCACAAACAAGAUGAAGAAGAAUUACAGAAGGGACAUGGAAGAGACUUAAGGGCCUCGGACAUAAGGCUUCCAGGUUGAUGGACUAGAUGGAAUGGACAGUAAGGACUGACACGACCCGAGACCAGGAAGAAGAGACGCUGGAUGAUGAUUGAAAGAGAAUUUAUAAUGGAAAUUUUUAUUUUAGAAUCAGCUUAAUGAAUAUUAGUGAAAAUGUGGGAAUGAAACUAUACGACUCUAGCAGAAAUGUUAUCAGGAGCUAUGUAUAUUUGAAAACUAAGAUUUAAGUCUUAAGGUACUUAGGGGUAAGAUAAGGUUAAAUAAAUUAAGAUAAUUUGAAUAACAGAAUAUGGGGAAAGAUGGAAAGGAUCUGUUGAGUUAAUUAUUAGGUUAAAUUGUUAAGAUAAAUUUUAUAACAAAAAUUGAGAAAGAUGGAAAGAAUUUGCUGAAAUAAUUAUUAAACUAGAAUACGAAAAGGGAGGUGUGAGGAGGUCAAUGAAACAAGCGAAUGGAAAUUAUGGAUAUGCAAUUUGGGAUUUGUGUUUUUUUUCUUCUUUUUUCUUCUUUUUUAUAUUUUGUGCUUUUCUCUUUUUUAUUUUUUUUUAUUUUUUUUUGUAUUGUAGUGUUGUUGUUUUUUAAUUUUUUGUUUGUUUGUAAUCCUGAAAUUAUCAAUAAAUAUUAUUAAAAAAAAAAAAAUACAAUACCCAAGGCGGUUUACAAGCUGAAGAAACAAAGAAUGUACACCUUAUAACAAUCUAAUGCAAUACAAAAAAAAAUGUGAUAAUAAAACAUAACCUUAAAAUAAGCAACCUACUUCAAAUAAAGUAACAUUCAACAAUCCAUUAGAAUAAUAUAGAAUAAUAUAAAAUAUCAGCGUAUAAAAAUUAAACAGAAAUCCACUCUUAACAAUUAUAAUAAAUAAUUUCUAAACUACAAUCAAGAAAACAACGGCAAGCCACAGUGCAUAAAAUAAUACAAUACAAAUUGAGAAGCAGAGACUGGAGGGUGGGACUAAGGCAGGUGGAAGAAGCCUUGCCUGAUGAAGUCUCUCCCCUCACUUUUUACAUUCUGCUCUGUAUACCCCUUCCUUACCCAUGUAUUUUCUUUCUUUCUCUCUCCCUCUCUGCCUUGGUGGCACUGCUGUUUGCUGGCUUACUAGUAGUACAUGUGAGAAGGAUCUAGGGGUCUUGGUGGACCACAAGCUUAACAUGAGUCAACAGUGUGAUGCAGCAGCAAAAAAAAGCUACCGCUAUCCUAGGCUCCCUCAACAAAAGUAUAGCGUCUAGAUCAAGGGAAGUACCGUAUUUUUUGCACCAUUACACUCACUUUUUUCCUCCUAGAAAGUAAGGGGAAAUGUCUGUGCGUGUUAUGGAGGGAAUGCCUACGGGUGGCAUGCCUACGGAUUUUCCUCCUCUAAAAACUACGUGCGUGUUAUGGUCGGGUGCGUGUUAUAGAGCGAAAAAUACAGUAUUAGUACCACUCUGUUCUAUUCUAAUCUAUUCAAUUUGUGGGUGGCGCUGUGGUCUAAACCACUGAGCCUAGGGCUUGCUGAUCAGAAGGUCGGCGGUUCAAAUCCCCGCAACGGGGUGAGCUCCCAUUGCUCGGUCCCUGCUCCUGCCCACCUAGCAGUUCGAAAGCAUGUGAAGUGCAAGUAGAUAAAUAGGUAUCACUCUGGUGGGAAGGUAAACGGCAUUUCCGUGCGCUGCUCUAGUUUGCCAGAAGUGGCUUAGUCAUGCUGGCCACAUGACCCAGAAGCUGUACCAAUAAAGCGAGAUGAGUGCCGCAACCCCAGAGUCGUCCGCAACUGGACCUAAUGGUCAGGGGUCCCUUUACCUUUACCUUUUAUUCUGCCUUAGUCAGACCACACCUGGAAUACUGUGUCCAUUUCUGGGCAUCACAAUUUAAGAAACUGGUCCUGCUAUCUAGGGAUCAUGGGAGUUGUAGGCCAAAAACAUCUGGAGGGCUGAGGUUGAGGGAGCCUGAGCUGGAACGUGCGCAGAGGAGGGCAACCAAGAUGAUCAAGGGUCUGGAAACUAAGCUCUGUGAGGAACAGUUGAAGGAGCUGGGUAUGUUAGACUGGAAAAGAGGAGACAGGAUAGCCAUCUUCAAAUAUCUUAAGGGCUGUCACAUGGAAGAGGGAGCAUGCUUGUUUUCUCCUGCUCUGGAGCGCAGGACUCGAACCAACGGCUUCCAGUUGCAAGAAAGGAGAUUCUGACUAAACAGACAGAAAAAGCUUUCUGACAGAGCUGUUUGACGGUGGAACAGUAUCCCUUGGGAGGUUGUGGACUCUCCUUCCUUGGAGGUUUUUAAGCAGAGUUUGGAUGGCCAUCUGCCAGGGAUGCUUUAUCUGAGAGUCCAGCAUUGCAUGUGAGUGUCUGGAGGAAGUUGGAGGAUGGAUGGCGGCUAACAGAUUGAGGUUGAAUCCUGACAAGACAGAAGUACUGUUUUGGGGGGACAGGAGGCGGACAGGUCAAAUCUGUGUCCAGGGCAGCUGUUUACCAGCUCCAUCUGGUACGCAGGCUGAGGCCCUAUCUGCCCGCGGACUGCCUCACCAGCGUGGUGCAUGCUCUGGUUAUAAAUUAUUAUUAUUAUUAUUAUUAUUAUUAUUAUUAUUAUUACCCUUGGGUUCCUUCUAACUCUAAGAUUCUAUGUUCCUUGCAUGAUUUUCCCAAAAAGGGAAAAGAGCAAUUGCUGCUAGAAUACCUUUUUAAUUGUUAUACCCUCUCCGUUGCAAGGUCCGUCAUCCGGUCAUCUGUGCCAACAACCAUGUCUUCUGCUCCAUUUGUAUCGAAGUGUGGCUGAAGAACAACAGUCAGUGUCCUGCUUGUAGGAUCCCCAUCACCACUGACAAUCCUUGCAAGGAGGUCUUAGGUAAGGCAGCCUUUCCCCCUCCCAUCAAAUGCAUGCAUAAUCUCUUUAUCCUCUGAAUAGCAUGGAGCCUUCUGCUGAGGCUCGCAACCAGCUUUUGUAUUUUUAUUCUGCCCUUUUUGCAACGGUGGCGUCCGUUUCACUAUAUCCCAUUUUGUUUUUGCAACAUCCCCGAGAAACAGAUUUGACUGUGAUCGUGUGACUGGGACAUGUUAUCCAGCAAACCCAGGUGUUCCCAGCCAUAGCCUUGAUUCUCGAGCCAGUGCGCUGCAGUGGGGUGUAGUGGUUAGAGCAGGUGUCACCAACGCAGCACCCACAGGGGCAUGUGCCAAGACCAUAUUCCUGGCACCCACAGGGUCCCUGCCCCUGCUGAAAUGAGGCUUGAAAGAAGCAUUCUGUUGUAGCCAAUAGAAUAGAUUCAACAUGUGCUGAGUUUGUUGUUUGUGCCAGGCAAAGUUUCCCCAGUUUGCAAAUAAUAUGCCCCCAGAGUCGGCAACCCUGAAGCGAAAUGUUGGCCUGGGAAACUUGAAUUCAAAUCUCCGCUCAAGUCGUGAAGUUUACUGCUUGACCUUGGGCCAGUUACUUUUUUUUUCUACUUAGCCUACCUCACAGGGUUGUUGUCAGGUAUAUGGGUGGCACUGUGGGUUAAACCACAGAGCCUAGGACUUGCUGAUCAGAAGGUUGGCGGUUUGAAUCCCCGCGACGGGGUGAGCUCCCGUUGCUCGGUCCCUGCUCCUGCCAACCUAGCAGUUCGAAAGCACAUCAAAGUGUAAGUAGAUAAAUAGGUACCACUCCAGCGGGAAGGUAAAGGGUGUUUCCAUGCACUGCUCUGGUUCACCAGAAGCAGCUUAGUCAUGCUGGCCACAUGACCUGGAAGCUGUACGCCGGCUUCCUCGGCCAGUAAAGCAAGAUGAGCGCCACAACCCCAGAGUCAGCCACAACUGGACCUAAUGGUCAGGGGUCCCUUUACCUUUACCUAUAUGUGUUACACAUUCCAGGAAACUACAUGGGAGCGAUUGCAGAGGUGGUAGCAACCCCAGAUUAUAAGUAAAGAAGACCCCCAGAUUAUAAGUAAAGAAGACUUUAGGCUGGAAUCCUCUACCUGGCAGCAAGGCCUAUGGAAAUCAGCAUUCUGAUUUCUGAGUAGACACGCAGAAGAUGUAAUGAAUUUUAUAAAUAUAAAUAAGAUUUCAUUGCACGUCUCUCAGGGUGUUUGUCAGGAGGAGAGUGACUUUAGGAUUUGACAGCCUUUGUGAAUCGUAAUCUUAAAAUAAAUUACAUUUAAACUUCAAAACGAAGUUUGCAAACUUGCUGCCCCUCCAGAUGUUGAGGCAGGGAUGUUGUAGUCUGGAGACAUCUGGAGGGGCUGCACAUGUUUAGAAGAAAGCUGAGCACUGAACGGAGCCUUGCUUGUUGUGUUGCUGCAGGAGGGACGAGUGAAAGCAACCCUGUGUUCAGCCCGACGGUCAGGAAACAGCUCCGCAAAACGAGGCUGGAGCUAAUGCACAAAGAAUAUGAGGUAAGGCGGUGUCAGGAAGGGUGGUUUGUGAGGUUCUGGUUUGUAUGGAGCCAACUCCCUUGGGACACAUUAGCAAUGGGGAACCAACAACCUAUGGACCUUAUUAGGUCCGCAAGGGCAUUUUGGCCAAGCCACACCCACCUGCCCUACACCUGUGAAGUGUGGGGCAGGUAAUGACCUGGCUCAGCUAAAAGCAAAGUGGUCCACAAGACUCAGCUAUCAUGCCCAGCCUUUUGCAGAACACUCCACAAGACAAGGCUUUGCAAGUGGGUCUUUGUGGAUGCUCUGGGGACUUUACAAGCCCUGGUGAAUCAGUGGGUUCUCUGGUCCAGUGUCAGAAACCCAGCCUGUACACUAUCUGUAUAUUGAGGAGCUUAAGGUGUACACUGGAUGGAAGCCCAUAUUUUGAAACUGCUUUGUGCUCCAAGGUGCUGUUCCGUACAGAUCUGGCUAAAAUAAUAAUUAUAAGAAUAAUAAUUUAUUAUUUGUACCCCGCCCAUCUGGCUGGGUUUCCCCAGCCACUCUGGGCGGCUCCUAACAGAAUAUUAGAAACACAAUAAAACAUCAAACAUCAAAAACUUCCCUAAACAGGGCUGCCUUCAGAUGUCUUUUAAAAGUCGGAUGGUUAUUGAUUUCCUUGACAUCUGAUGGGGGGCGUUCCACAGGGUGGGUGCCACUAUCGAGAAAGCCCUCUUCCUGGUUCCCUGUAACCUCACUUCUCAUAGUGAUGGAACCGCCAGAAGGCCCUCGGCACUGGAUCUCAGUGUCCAGGCUGAACGAUGGGGGUGGAGAUGCUCCAGGUAUACUGGGAUAAGGCCAUUUAGGGCUUUAAAGGUCUGCACCAACACUUUGAAUUGUGCAUCUGCCUAGGCUCUGCUGAGGAAAAGAUGCUGUUUGAGAUCAGCCUUUGGUCUGAUCCAGUACUAUAAGAUCUCUCUCUCAUUCACACACAUACAGGGUGAGUCGUUUAAAAGAGGCCCCAUGGAUACAGAGUACACAUGUUCCACAGGGCCUGUUUUAAAAGACUCACCCUAUAUAUACAUGUACAGUGGUACCUCGGGUUAAGAACUUUACCUCAGUGGUACCUUCAGGUUACAGACUCCGCUAACCCGGAAGCAGUACCUCGGGUUAAGAACUUUACCUCAGGAUGAGAACAGAAAUCGCGCACCGGUGGCAGUGGGAGGCCCCAUUAGCUAAAGUAGUACCUCAGGUUAAGAACGGUUUCAGGUUAAGAACAAACCUCCGGAACGAAUUAAGUACUUAACCAGAGGUACCACUGUUCUCUUUGAUGACAGAUUCAAAGCCAGCUCAUUUUCUGUACCGGGAUCAGCCUACAAAAACCUGAAGAAUUGAGCAGUAUAACAAAGAAACUUAGCCGAUAUUGUUGUUGUUUUUCCCUCUUCUUUUCCUGCCUCCUGCAAAAACGUGUUUCUUCUGCCCCCUAAUCGGCCAUGGGUUUGCCUCACUCGGAAGGAUGAAAUAGAAUCUCUGCAGAAGGAAGUGGAGGAGCUAAAAGGGAGCAAGCUCAGUCUAGAGGCGCAGCUCAAAUCUGUCCUGCACCCCGAGACGCUUGACGUGUCUGACAAAACCCGGGCGAGUCCAGGACUCUCGGAGGACAAGCACAAGGUGGAUCCAGAGACUUUGGCGGUAUGGACACAGAAGCUUCAGGCGGCUAAUGAUAUGUAUGAAAAAGUGAAGGAGGACAUGGGAGCGCUAACGGAGGUAAUGAAUGCGAAAUCUGACAAUAUUGAAUGGGCAGGGAUAACUGGCGGUGUGACCUCUUGUGUAAUUUCCUAGGUGGGUUGAGAAGCGAAAUAGGGUUGAGGCACUGGGUCAGUGGACUUCCUGUUAAUUGGCCAUUGUCCAAUAUUCCAUGAAACCAAGAAUGUGGUUGUAUGAGGUCCAUGUUCUGUCUUCUUUUUCGACACACCAUCAUUGGACGGCAUGGGCAAGCCCUGAUCCAUGCAGGGACUGAGUUCUGGGUCAUUGCGCACUUGAGUGAAAUCGUGUGCUAUUGAAAUACCCCGUCCCCCAUUCCGCCCUUUUCGUGAUAUCUUUUAUGACGUUUCCGGGUCACUUUGGGGCUCGGCACUGUGUGCGAUUGCGCACGUAUCGGCCAUGACUGUAAUUAACUUAAUGGCGCCUGAAUGUUCCCUUCAUGGCUGUCGAGAUUAUAUAACACCGGUCCUGAAAGACUUACAUUGGCUCCCAGUAUGUUUCCGAGCACAAUCCAAAGUGUUGGUGUUGACCUUUAAAGCCCUAAAAGGCCUCGGCCCAGUAUACCUGAAGGAGCGUCUCCACCCCCACCAUCCAGCCCCGGACACUGAGGUCCAGCGCCGAGGGCCUUCUGGCGGUUCCCUCACUGCGAGAAAUGAGGUUACAGGGAACCAGGCAGAGGGCCUUCUCGGUAGUGGUGCACUCUCUGUGGAAUGCCCUCCCAUCAGAUGUCAAGGAAAUAAACAACUAUCUGACUUUUAGAAGACAUCUAAAGGCAGCCCUAUUUAGGGAAGUUUUUAAUGUUUGAUGUUUUAUCGUGUUUUUAAUAUUCUGUUAGGAGCCGCCCAGAGUGGCUGGGGAAACCCAGCCAUAUGGGCAGGGUAUGAAUAAUAAAUUAUUGUUAUCAUUAUUAUUACAGGAUGGUGCAUGCAUGUUCCCUUCAUUGAGGGCCCACAAUCUUGUAACUGUCCCUCCUGAAAGCUUAGACCUCUUUGCCUUCGCUCCACCUAUUUUGGCUCCCCCACUCCACUUUUUCUUUCUCCAGAUUCUCCGCACCCCGAUGGCAUUUUCUCAGUGCCAAAGAGCCACAGCAUCCCUAUCCUGGUUUAGCAUAAUGUAAACAAGCUGUAAGGAGCCUCUGUCUCAUGCUGUGCUCACACACCUUUCCUCUUGCAUGGUCAGAAGGAAGCAUUAAGACACUUCCAGUUUUGCUUUAGUGCAAUUUGUCCGACCUUGCAGGUCCAAUCUGUGCCCACCCCAAUAGGCUGACUCUGACAAGCAGGGCAACCUGUUUGCACGUCACCUGGAUGCCAGAUGAUGGGCAGGGGGGUUUCUCCGCCUGCCCACGAAAGACCCAUGUGCAGCCGCUGACAGUCAAUUGGUCUGUCGGAAACGCAGCACAAAGACGCUUUGCAAGCCCCAUGUCUGCGUUUCCCGAGCUCCAGGUCUUGGGUUGGUGGAGCUGCUUUGUGUUGUUUGUCAGCUCCAGGGUCCUGCAGCCAAUCCUGCAGGCUUGAACCAACAGCCCAUCAGCUGGUAGAGCCAUGACUUCAGCCCCUGUUUUUUGCAGGUAUCGGCUGUGCAAGUAGGUGUGGUUUGGAGGAAACAGGGAUAUGGGUCAAAAUUCGGCCUGUGGGCCGCAGCCCUUGUAUGCAACUGAAUUCCUGACCUUUUCUUUGUUGCGAGUGUGCGAACAUGUGCGCCUGUGGCUUCCUUGCCCUUAACGGAAAACGAGACACUUGAUUCCGUUUGCGGAGACAAGAGGGGCUUUAAAUCCUGAGGCUUAUUAAUAGCAGCAUUCUGCAAGCGACACCAAUGGGGCCUGGCAAAUAAGUUGUCAUCGCGGAUUUUGUUCUCUAGAGUGUGUGUGUCUGUGCCUCUCUUUUUAUUUUUUCUAUAAGGGGAAAAAGCCGCUUGACAAUCUUAACUCGGUUUGGGAGAGUCGGGAAGCUGUUCGACACUCAUUUUGCUGAUACCUGCACAUUGUAAUGUUAAUGCAUUUAAAGUAUUUAGUCAUGUGGAGAUAAGGAGGGGGGGAACAUGGAAUUGCCAUUAGUACCUCCCCACCACCACCCCUUAAUGACUGUCAGGCUGAACUAACAUGGCUCUGUUUAUUUCCCUGGGUAGAAGCCUUGCGGUGUAUUUUGGGAAUAUAAAUUAAAAAUGCCUGUUCUUUCUCCAGUUUUUGCAAGCCAUUUCCCAGGGUAAUUUUUAAGUGGUGUCUCUGUCGAGGGUCUCGGAGAAGAGGGAGCGGAGUUAACUGUUGCUCCUGUCUAAAUAUGCUUCCCCUCCUUUAAAGUCUUAUAAACAUUACGAGUGAGUUUGUUUGGGGGUUUUUCCCUGCGCACUUAUAAUCCUAUUUAUUUCCAUAUAGGUAAAUAAGAAGCUGAGGCUCGAAAACAGUGGCCUUGUGAGGGAGAACUUGCGGCUAAAGGCUGAGGUUGGAAGCCGAUCGCCCCAGAAGUAUGUAAAUAUUUUAAAACUUGUCGUGCAUUAUUCAUUCGAUCAUACACAGCUACUGGAGGACCAUAACCGCCGUUGCAGGAAUGCAUACUGGGCUGGUGGAGAUCUUUGUCUUUGUUUUGUGUGUGUAUGUGUGUGUGUGGAGAUUAAAUAGGAAUUCUGAACGGCUUGUCUUCCUUCAGACUUAGAUGCUAUAUGCCGUCUCUGUCUGAAUGCAUGGUGAUUUAUAUUAGAUUUGUUUCAAAACCACCUACAACGGUAUUACAAAAACUUCUUGAUAUUUGCCUGCUUCCUACUUCCCCUCCCCCGCCCAACCACCACCACAACCCCCUGUACUGUUCUAUAGAAUAAUAAUAAAAAAAAGAUUUAUUCCUGAGUCCUCAAAACAACACAGGUAUUCAAGUAGAAAUUUAUUGGUUUUGUUAAAAGUGUUUGUAGCCCACCCUGCAGCCCGAAGGUCCAAGGGUGGAGAUGCAAAAACAGGACAAUCAAAUCAACAGCAGGUAAAAAUGAUUCCCCAUUCCUUCACGACAACGGUACUGCUAACUACAGCCUUGUAUUCAGAUGCUUGGAUGCCAUGGGUGGCAAGGGAAGUAAAUUAACGGACAGGCAAAGAAAGGGUAGAGCAGGGAUAGCCAACAUGGUACCCUCAAGAUGUUGAUGGACUUCAACUCCCAUCAGCCCCAGCAAUGGGAGAUGAUCAGAGAUUAUGAGAGCUAUAGUCCAACAACAUCUGAAGGGUACCAUCCAUUCUUCCUCCACCAACCCGUAGUGUUUCCAGGCUGGUCUCAGAGGUGGGGAAGUCUAGCCUAUUCCUGGUUGCUCUCAAGGUUACUUAGAGAACUUGGUGGAAAGCCAUAUUGUUCCCUCUUCUCAAAACAUUGGUUGAAACAGAUCAUAGCAUUGUCCACCUUUUCCACAAUGACUCCUCCAGUAGUUUUGUGGCCAUCGUCCAUUUCUUCCAGCUCUCAUACAACAAGUUUUGGAACCCGGGGUCCCCAACAUGGCACCUGUGGGCACAGGUGGCACCCUUGGAAAUUCCCGUCGGGACCCACCAAGGCCCACCAGCCUCUUCCAAUGUUUAGUUGUUCUUCUUCCUUUGCUGAAUUUCAAGAGUGUGGUGAACAGCUCCUAUCACUGACCAUUGGCCAUGUUGGUUGGAGGUGAUGACAAUUGGAGUCCCAACAUCUGGAGAACUUCAUGUUCCCCACUCCUGAUCUGCUAUGUUAAAAGAACCAUUGCUUCAAAGAAGGUGAUGAGACUGGGAGAGCUCAGUUGGUAGAGUAGGAGACUCUCAACCUCGGGGUUGUGGGUUUGAGCCCCACAUUGGACAAAAGAGUCCUGCCUUGUAGAGUCCUUUCUGACUAUGAUCCUAUGGAAGAGAGGGCGGUCAUCUCAUCUUGGCUGUCUGAUGUGUGCAAACCACAAUGUUGGGUCGGACAUGAGAUACAUUCCUACCUAACUGCCUUCCUGUGUUAAAUGCACUGGAACUAGACUGGUGGGUUAGUUAAUGUGCUGAUGUAGCCCUGCUCAGUCUGUACUUCACCGUGUGUCCCUUAUGGCUGCUAGAAUCUUGGUCUUUCUGAGGUCCAGAGACACUUCUUAAGAGAACCUGCGCUUAAGAGUACAAUGCUUUCUCUUGGUAAGCAAAUUAGAGGUUGCCUCUAAUGCAGGUUGCAUUAAAUAAACAUCUUACACAUUUCUUCCAUUGGACUUUUCUGCUAGAUCUGCAUAUAAGUGAACUGUGCAUAUUUUGCACAGGCAAGUCUCUCUCUUCCACGGCAACUACGGCUGGCCCUCGAAGUAAACGGCAGCUUGCUAACAGGCCCCCGUGUCUUUUCACCAUGAAUCCUUUCUUGCAGCACUGUGAAUGUGCCAAGCACGAGCUAGCCUAUCCUUCCAAGGGGGGCUGCUACCGAUGCAUUGACGAUAGAUGGUGACCAGCCUGAAGGGAAAGCGACACGCUCCCUGCUUUUCCAGUGGGAGACAAGUGUUGUUGGAAUUUGAACAGGGUUCAAAGGCUGCCUCAGCCGCUGUUGGCAGAGUCCAACAGUACUUUUUGCGCCUUGGAAAGCAGGGAGAGGGAGCCCCCCUCUGAAACUUGCAUUUCGUUGUGUGCCCUUCCCCCCUCUGCUUAGGAGGACGACAAGAAGGCCACGAGAGAAUUUCCAACUUCCCCCAAGUGCUUCUGCUUGAAACAGAAACAGAGUUAGCUCGGCAGCCAUUUUGAACAUGCCACUGGUUUGCAUGACACAGUGGUACCUCGGGUUACAUACGCUUCAGGUUACAUGCGCUUCAGGUUACAGACUCCGCUAACCCAGAAAUAGUACCUCGGGUGAAGAACUUUGCUUCAGGAUGAGAAGAGAAAUCGAGCUCCGGCAGUGCGGCUGCAACGGGAGGCCCCAUUAGCUAAAGUGGUGCUUCAGGUUAAGAACAGUUUCAGGUUAAGAACAGACCUCUGGAACGAAUUAAGUACUUAACCCGAGGUACCGCUGUACCAAGAUUUUCAACCUUUCUGAGUCCACGGCUCCCUUGACCAACUAUGUUCUUUUUUUGGCACCCCUGUGGGGCUCAGGAGCCCAGUUAUGGCAGCUCCUCGCCUCUUUUCAAGCACACGCCUCAGCCACUUCUCUUCCCUCACCUUGAGAGUCCUCCAGGCAGCAGCCGCCACUGCCCAUGGUCUUUGAGCAGCCGCCCCCAAGAGAAGUGCCUUGUCACAUUGCCCCAGAGGGGCCUGGGCAGAUGAUGCCCCCAGCCUUAGCCGCCUGAUGGGGAUUGGCCAAAGGUGAAUGUGAGGCCAUCUUACUCACCUUGGGAGGCAGCAGGCCUCACUGGGCCUGCAUGGCGGGAAGGCUCCCCUUCAGCACCGGACUCUCAGCUCCUAGGCAGGCCUUGCGCACAGGAAGCACAAGAAAGGCCAGCACAGUUCCCAACCUCCCAUUUGUCUGUCCAUUCCCAGCAGCAAGGGCUGGUGGACUGGCUGUCAGGGCUCCCUCGCCCACUUGCUUGCUUACUCCAAAGCUGCCUCAGCUCCUGGCAACCAGCACCCCCCGGCCAGCCCCAGAGGCACCAUUCACCUGGGGAGCUUAUAGCAAGGGCUGCUGCAACAAACAGCUGUGCAAGCCUUUGGGAGGCAGAGAUGCAAGAGGGCAUCAGAGGAGGGAGGGGAGGAAAGAGGGACUGAGGCCAGUGUUGCCCAGGGCACUCCUGACCACCAUUCAUGGCACCCCAGGGUGCCACGGCGCACUGGUUGAAAACCACUGCUGUAAGCCAAACAAUGGUUUACUGAGACCAUGUGAAGGUAGGAGAUCCCAGAGAAGAGUCCACAGCCAGUUUGUUCUUCCUUAAGGUCCUUUUUGGGACGCGGGUGGCACUGUGGGUUAAACCACAGAGCCUAGGACUUGCCGAUCAGAAGGUUGGCGGUUCGAAUCCCCGCGACGGGGUGAGCUCCUGUUGCUCGGUCCCUGCUCCUGCCAAUUUAGCAGUUCAAAAGCACAUCAAAGCGCAAGUAGAUAAAUAGGCACCGCUCCGGCGGGAAGGUAAACGGCGUUUCUGUGCGCUGCUCUGGUUCGCCAGAAGUGGCUUAGUCAUGCUGGCCACAUGACCCGGAAGCUGUCUGCGGACAAACGCCGGCUCCCUCAGCCAAUAAAGCGAGAUGAGCACCGCAACCCCAGAGUCGGUCACGACUGGACCUAAAGGGGUCCCUUUACCUUUACUAAGGUCCUUUUUGCUGCCGUGCUGAGCUAAGGUGGCUUAGCAAAUGAGUCACUGACAUUUGAUGGCAAAUAUUUUCAGGGCGGCUUAUAAGCAGGAAAAUAGCAAAAAUUUAAAUGGCAAGUAAAAGUGGCCCACCCACCCACCCCCGCCACCUAAAUUCAGACAUCUUGAGAAACCAGGAAUGAAUGAAUUUUAUUAUUUUGGUCACAGACCAGUUCCAGCCCACAUACAAUAUCAAGGAAGUCAUAAAACACGAUAGGGAUACAUUUGAAUUUGCAGUUAGGUAUAACAGGGACAAUACAUAUAUAGCAACAGUUUAAAAAUAUAUAAAUUAAAACUUAGUCACUAACAUAUAACCUAAGGCCUUAAUCAUUACGAUUGCACAGCUUGUUCCCUAAGUUUUAUGGCAAACGCACAGAAUUUGGUUACCCUUAAUGUGAUCUCAGGAUCCUUGUUCGGAUUCAUUUGGAGAUUUUUGCAUAGCAGGGGUAAUAAAUACUGAGCGUAUAUCCUCGCAGAAAGGGCAGUGUAGCAAGGCAUGAGAGACAGAAAGAAACCAGAAAGAACUUUGUCCAGCACAAAAAUUAUAACCGAUACAUUUAUGUAUGUGUGUGUGUGUGUCUCUGAUACUUCUACCUAGCUCUUCAGUUCAAAUGAAUACUCAACAAGGCUUAGAAAAGAAACACAAAUCCAAUAUGCAAUAUUAAAACCUCAAAUAUAGUGACUGAAAGUAGCGUUUGUUAACUGCAGCACCAAAACAGAUGUUAAAUAUAUUUAUAAAUCUGUGCAAGGAGGGUUCAGCUUGUAGUCUGUUCACCCGACACAGUUAAUUUUUGAUCAGUUUUUGUUAUUUCUUGCACCUGUUGGUGUGCUUCAUGUUGCAUCUUCAGUCUCUUGGUCGGGUGUGCACUUCAGCAAUUGCAGAAUGCUUUUAAGUUUCUCUAGCCACAUCCUUCAGAAUUUAUCAGCUCUUCUGUCUAAGGACUUACCCCCAAUUUUGCUUCGGGUGAAAUUUGAGCAGCAGCUCUCAGUAUGAACCAGGCAGAGGGCCUUCUCCAUAGUGGCGCCUGCCCUGUGGAACACCCUCCCAUCAGAUGUCAAGGAAAUAAACAACUAUCUGACUUUUAGAAAUCAUCUGAAGGCAGCCCUGUUUAGGGAAGUUUUUAAUGUCUGGUGUUUUAUUGUUCUUUUAAUUCUGUUGGGAGCCGCCCAGAGUGGCUGGGGAAGACAGAUGGGUGGGUAUAAAUAGUAUUAUUAUUAUUAUCAUGAUGGUGAUGAACCAGUCAAACCUCCCCAGGGUGAAUAUUCUGCAUCUGGGGUGCUAUCACCCCAUCCUAUGCCCUUUUAAAAUGUGGGGCUUUUUCGAGUGGGGGUGUUAUGGGGUUGUUGUUUUGUUAUUCUGAUGAUGUAUUUUGUGGUUUUAUAUUUUGAUUUAUUCUGUGAACCUCCCUGAGACCUCCAGGUAUAGGGCAGUAUACAAAUUCAAUAGUAAUAAAAUUCAAAUAAUAACAAAUUCAAAUAAUAAUAACAUAAUAGUAAUACCACUGAGAAGGCUCUCUUCCUAAUUGCCACGUGCCUCACAUCAGAUGGCUUGGGGCAGCCAGAGGAGGAACUCUGAAGAUAAGCCUGAGUGUACAGGUUGAGAAAGGGCAUAUCCUUCAGAGAUCUAGGUACCAAGCCAUUUUAGGCAGGCCCCAGCACUUCGAAUUAGGCCCAGAAGUCUAACUAAAACUUGUGAAGAAAAGCGUUCUUGGGAGUCAGCACAAACUCUUCAUCAAAAGCACCGCUCUGCUCAACUGACUGCUGUGUUUUUUUUGAAGUGUGCGGGUUUGGAGUUCCAAGGAAACAAGCAGCUUUGCAAAAUAUUUUUUAUUUUAUUUUUUUAAAAGUUCCAGCACUGCGUAAGCCGGGAGAAAGCUGUACAUCAGAGAGGAAAAUAAUCGCAAGGCUCCAAAUGAGUCGUUAAAAAAAAAAAAAAAUCUCUAAAGGAUGGUGACAAUUACUGAAUUUCAUAUUGGCAUUUUUAUAUUUGACAAGGUGACAUUGUGGAUGAAAUGUAUAUUGUAAAACACUGCUGAGCUGUAAGAAAAUGAUUGAAUGUAAAUAUUUCAAGAUGUGGACUGCUGUUCAAAUGUUAUCAUAAAUCUCUGCCAUUGUUUUAGGGGAUAAUUCUUCAUGCAUAUUUGAGUUGAAUGGAUAGGUCCAGCCCCUGGUAGGGUAAUCUUCUGCUUGUUAUUGCCUUAGUGCUGCUAAUGGUUUAAUUUUCAGCCGUAGACUCUCUUUUUUCUAAAGUAUUCUCUGCUUCCUUUUAUCAUAGAUGUAGAAUUUUGGGGCAUAAUCGCCAUGCUCUCGGUUUUGUCGCAGAGUGGUGCUUUGCUGACUUUUAAAGACAUGGGCAUGUCCUGUUCUAGUGUGGGCACAGCUUCUAAGUAUGGAGGAGCUGGUAUCACUAUCAUUUUAGUUGUACCCCAUCCAUCUGACUGGGUUCGCCCAGCCACUCUUGGGCGCUUCCAACAGAUAUAAAAAUAUAAUCAGAACAUCAGACAUUAAAAACUUCCUGAUACAGGACUACCUUCAGAUGUCUUCUAAAAGUUGUAUAGCUAUUUAUCUCCUUGACAUCUGAUGGAAGGGCAUUCCACAGACAAAUUUUAUGCUGGAUGAUGGAGGGGUGAUUGGGAUGGUCAGCACUCUUAUGCUUCAGCUGUUUACUGUUAAAAUAAGCUACAGAGGUCUUGACGUUGAGGAAAGAAGGGUCAAGAAAUUAGGAUUUACCACGAGUGUGUUGCCAGGGCCAUAAUAAUAAUUUAUUAUUUAUACCCCGCCCAUCUGGCUGGGUUUCCCCAGUCACUCUGGGCGGCUUCCAACAAAACACUAAAAUACAAUAACCUAUUGGAUAGUGUUCUCGAAGCUACCAGCAUGAGUUUGACCAAACUGUGGGAGACAGUAGAAGACAGAAGUGCCUGGCAUGCUCUGGUCCAUGGGGUCACGAAGAGUCGGACAUGACUAAACAACUAAACAACAACAUUAAACAUUAAAAGCUUCCCUAAACAGGGCUGCCUUUAGAUGUCUUCUAAAAGUUUGGUAGUUAUUUUUCUCUUUGACAUCUGGUGGGAGGGCGUUCCACAGGGCGGGUGCCACUACCAAGAAGGCCCUCUGUCUGGUUCCCUGUAACUUCACUUCUUGCAGUGAGGGAACCGCCAAAAGGCCCUCGAAGAUGGAUCUGGUGUCCGGGCUGAACAACGGGUGGAGAUGCUCCCUCAGAUAUACAGGGCCUAAGCCAUUGAGGGCUUUCUCCUGCACCAUUCUCCUGCCUCAGAGCCUUUCCAGUCUGAUAUUUCCAUGGGAGGUUCCCUAGGCUGUUGCCUCCCCACAUUCCUCCUCAUCUAGCCAGUCCUUGGCAAGAAUCUGUAUUGGAAUUCUUUUGAUGACGAUAUUGUUUUAUCGCUUGUUGUACGUUGGCCAGGAAUCUAUUGGGAAGAUGGGCAGGAUAUACAUUUAAGUAAUUAUUAUUUAUGGGACUUACUAGUCCCUUCUUUAAACGAAACCCCUUUUUUAAAUGAAAUGUAAACUCAGCACAACUUACAAUAGUUAGAUAAAUAGCCCAGCAAUGCCUGGAAAGACCACAGAUUCCUCAUCUCUCUUCUCAUUCCAUUCUCCCUUCCUUCUCAGAGUCCCUCUUACUUUUCCUAACUCCAUAAACGUGUCUGUCUUCUGAGCCACCUUCGUCAGAGCUAUGAGUUGUUUGCACAUAACAAAUUGUCUGUUUAAUUACCUUUAACUUUCAAGCCACAGGUUUCUUCUAGGAGGCCUAUAGAACCAUGUUUUGUUGAUCUUGCCUCUGUCGAAAAGCUAUGCCAGGGUAAAUGGGAUUGUAGACAGUUGCUUCUUGUAUAAAUAAGUGAAACGGUAAGAAUUGGGGUGUUGGUUGACUCCCUAUUUCCUUUAACCCUCUUUAAACGCCUCGCAUUUUGGCUUCCCGCAGAUUCGGAAGGUUUACCGUCGCCGUGCUUCAGUCCAAGCUAGAACAGUGCGAGCGCGAAACCAACCGCCUGAAGAAAGCUUUGGAGAGAAGCGACGUUUACAUCGAAGACCUGGAAGCUCAGGUCACACGGCUGAAGAGGGAAGGCAGCCAACGGAAAAGCACAAGCCCGGAAAGCGAUGUCGCGGAUCCCAUGGAGGACAAAGAGAGUGGCCGAAGCGCAGCCAGCGAGAUAGCGCUGCUGGAGAGCCCAGAAGAGCCCAUAGACCCGAGCUGCUUGUGCGCUAGCCACAGCCCGGAUGACCUCGAGCAGCCGGCGGGUAGUGGGCUGUUAGAGAGCAGCAAUGACGUGUGCCUAAAUUCAGCCGGCCGGGGCUGUUCGGACGAGCCCGUUGCCCAGUGCUCGUCCGGCACGGACGUUUUCGCCGGCUCUCAGGAGGGCCUCUUGGAUAUAGGGGGCUCCGAAAUGGACACCUGCUCGGAGCAAACAUGGGAUAAAAUAGAAGACUGUGUGCCGUACAAAGAAGAGCUUUAUGAACUCCCGGAUCCCUGCACGCCUCUGUCUCUCAGUUGCCUGCAGCUGAACACUCCUGGCAACAAAGACGACCCCGCCACAAAAGAGGAGGAUCCCAGAACGACACCCACCUUUCUGAGAAAACUGGAGUUUGAGGAUUUCGGUGAGGCGUCGGAUGACGGGAACAAAGGCUCUCCGGAACAUAGCGCCAGCAGUUGCGAGGGCGGCGAGACCAAGGUGGCCUGUUUUGCUUCGGACAAGCCGGUGUUUUGGAACAGGUGCCAGCCACGCUAUGAUGAAAACUUUGAGGGCGCCGAGCCCAGCGCGGCCCCUGGCGACUCUGGCGAGCCUUCGGCGAAAUCCAGCGACAAAACGCACAACCCGAGCGUCCCGAAAAAGCUGCAUCCUGUCCGCUCUUCUGAAAUGAAUCGAACCAGGACGUCCAGCGAGGCGUCUAUGGAUGCCGCCUACCUUGAUAAAAUCUCCGAGCUGGAUUCGAUGAUGUCCGAGUCGGACAAUAGCAAGAGCCCCUAUUACACUUCCAAGUCGUCUUCUGACCUGGAUAACUCUUGCAAGUCCACGCAGUGUCCUGACCUCCUCAAUGAAAAGGAUAAGACUGUCAAGGAGAGGAAGGAGCAAAAUGCUCUGAAAUGUCCUCUUGCAGGUGAUAAUUCGGAAGAGGGGAGCGACUGGAAAUCUGCCACCUUUUCCAUCCUUUCUCCAUCUGCCUUAGAGACGACAGAGCCAUUCCCGUUAUUUGCCAGCAGGACUUCAGAAAGGAGUGAAACGAAACCUCGGAGUUUCCUAUUCCAAAGAGAGCUUUCCCCAAGCUUUCUGUUUAGCAACUCUCAAGGGUCAUUUGAAGAGCACAAACUUGGGUCCCCUCUCUAUAAGGUGGCACCCGAGCUGCAGACCCUCCAGAACCAACUCCAGUCUCCUUGGUCGUCAUGCUUCAUACCCGACAGAAAAGCCAAAAGUAUCCACGCAUCGGCGAAAAGGAAAAUCCAGAGUAGCCUGUCCAGCGCGAGUCCCUCAAAAACGACCAAGAACUGAUUCCCCUCUUGACUUUCAGUGGGUUUUUUUGUUUUGUUUUCCUAAACACAAUACUUUAGUGCCAAUGUGAAAAUGUUCGUUCCUUCACCAUCCCUUGCAAAUUCCUUUUGGGUUCUCCAGUGACCUCAGUCUGUCCUACUUUGACACUGAGCGACGGAGUGUGGAAAACCUUUGGUGCAGGGGUGAGGAUCCUGUGGCCUUCCCAGAUUCAUCCAGACUGCAAUUCCCACCAUUCCUGACAAUCUGCUGGUCUGGUGGGAGUCUGGCAACAUCUGUAGACCUGCAGGUUCUUUUCCCCUCUGCUUUGGAGUACAUUUUCUUGAAGAAUAAAUCUUCGUAACGUUUAUCUCUUGAUAGAUGUCUUCAGGUUUAGACACCUCGGGGUUUGUUUUUGCUUCUUUAGCGUUGGGUUAUAGGAGGUCUCUAUCCUGUGAGGAGCUGUUAAAUGCCCAGUUACUGAGCCUUGACAGAUCUUCAAAGCAGUUUCUCGUGGAGACAAAUCAUGUUAUGGGUUUGACACCAGUGGGGUGGCUGCGUUGCUUCUCGUUUUCUUCUGCAAAAAUGUGACAGGAGCUAUCAUCACAAAGCCCAGCUUCUCUCCGAACCUGGCUUCCACCGCAAAACAUUUGCUUACUCGCACCUGCAUGAGUCUUUGCUGAAUCUGUAGCUUUGAAUAUGUAGCUGUUAGUCUCUUUCUUUGGCAGUUUUCAUUUGGAAAAAUAAUGUUGUUUUGCUGAAGACACAGAACCCAGUCCUUUUUGCUUCUUUGCUCUCCUUUUUUUUAAAUUAAACACUGCUUUCAACUUUCCAAAAUGAGAAAGUGCCACUGUUGUACAAGACCGUGUUGUUUUGUGACUGUGUAGUUCAUAAAAAUGGGUUGAUAUGCUAAUGCCUUGUUUACCAAAUGUGCACUGAGCAUUUUACAUGAAUACUGUACUGUUUUACAUUAAUACUGCAUGCUUUUUUUCUAUGUGGAAUGAAUAAAAAAAAAUGUCACAAGCGCCGCAUUUCCUUGAUGCUGCUUCAGAUACUGAAUUAGCAUACAAAGAAUUGGAGACUUUGGUAAUUAGAAAUCCUACUCGGAAUGUUCAUUAAGUCGUUCCCUGUGAUAGCAGCGCGUACCAGUUUUGUCAAUGUGGUAUCGAAUAAUGUAGCUGGUAUCUUUUGAUUUCCAUCCUGCAUUAAUGUUUGGUUUCAAAUUCGCUUGUAUUCUACUCUUGCCUUCAAAGAGCUCCGGGUAGCAUAAUGUUCAAGGGCUAUUGCUGUUUAUUUGUGGAUGGGGUUUUUUUGCAUCCCAACUCCUGUCAACGAGGGUCAAGCAAGAGGAACUGGCCUGAACUACACAUUACGGCAUAAUCAACCCCUCGUAAUUAGUACAGCUGAGAAUGUGUGAUGCAUCACAAAAGUGUUUUUUUUCUUAUUCUGUGGUCUAUUUUACUGGCUUGCGGCACUGGGGGAAAUAGGGGGAACAACCUCCCAAGAAGAGCUGAAUCAAUCAAUUUCGCUUCCUCUUGCAUUCUCCAACCUUGAUUUCAGUUCUCCCCAUUUCUGCAACGGUUUACCACUGAUGGGAGGAAUCCUCGUGAAAAUUCAUCGGCAUCUUAGCAUGGACCUUUUCCAAAGAUGCGUUUAUACCUGCCAGGCACAUUUAUUUAUUUAUUUAUUUAUUGCAAGAAAAUUCUCCAGAUAGAAUUCAUUUUUUCCACUAUUACAUACAGAUUUGUCUUUUUUGUAAUUUGGUUGGAGAACUGCCCAAAAUUCAAACAACUGCAAAUUUUGACAGAUAAUGUUGUUUUGCUUUCCAUGCCGUUCCAGGAAGUGAACAACUUGUGGAAUAAUUUUUUCAGGGAGCUGCGCCUAGCGCCAUCAUUAUUCAAUUUUAGGUGCAGCGCAAAGAAUUUCCCUUCCCCGCCCCCAGCUUUGACCCUUAAUAGGAAGGGUAUUGUGGCCUCUUUUAGUGGGGCACGACUUGUAUUCCUUUCUUUAAGUUCAAAUGUGUUUUUAGUCUUUUAUUUGAAUUGUGUAUCUAUGUUUUUAUUGUUCUGAAUUGGUUUUCUGGCAGGUUGCUUUGAGUUACCUUGUAAGCAAAGCGACUAACCAAUGCAGUAAAGGUAAAGGUAAAGGGACCCCUGACCAUUAGGUCCAGUUGUGACUAACUCUGGGGUUGCGGCGCUCAUCUCGCUUUAUUGGCCGAGGGAGCCGGCGUACAGGUUCCGGGUCAUGUGGCCAGCAUGACUAAACUGCUUCUGGCGAACCAGAGCAGCACACGGAAAUGCUGUUUACCUUCCCGCCGGAGCAGUACCUGUUUAUCUACUUGCACUUUGUGCUUUCAAACUGCUAGGUUGGCAGGAGCAGGGACCGAGCAACAGGAGCUCCUCCCGUCGCGGGGAUUCGAACUGCCGACCUUCUGAUCGGCAAGUCCUAGGCUCUGUGGUUUAGACCACAGCGCCACCCGCGUCCUUAACCAAUGCAGUAGAUAACUAUAAUUAUUAUGCAGGUUUGCAUUUAAAAGCCGGACCAAGACGAGUUUCUCCCACAUCGCUACAGCUGACCCAUAUCCCUGUAACAUGUAAUUUGGGGCUGAGUUUUGAGGCUGAUCUAUGGGUUUCAACCCAGCUAUCAUCAAUCAAAGGGAUUGUUUGGUCCAGCCUUACUAUAGAACCUAUCAAUGGCUCUUCAGUGGGAUCAGUACUGUAGUGUUUUGCUCCCUUCCACCCCACCCUUCCAGGCUCCUUUCCUUGUGCUUAGAAGGUACAAACUUCUUCCAAGAACUCUGUCAGAGUAAGUACUGUAAGAGCUAAUUCAACAUUGGUCUUCAGCUUUAAGUGCACAGAUCACGGAAACGGAAAAGGAUGAACAGCAUAUGGAAGAAUAGUCCUCAUCAAUGAAAAGCCAGGCAGGAAUAAUGUAUGUACAAUCCAACUGCCCACCAGGAAUGUAUUACUUGUCAGCAAGCCGUUUGCCUGAUGAGCAAAACAAAAAAUAAUCCAGUGUUCUUGAACCUUGUGUUCCCAGAUGUUGUUGGACUACAACUCCCAUCAUCCCUUGUCAACU
This is a messenger RNA of Podarcis lilfordi (Lilford's wall lizard), 31146 nucleotides long. The record is from the annotation of a GenBank genome assembly. Lineage: Eukaryota; Metazoa; Chordata; Lepidosauria; Squamata; Lacertidae.